AUGGCUGGUGGGCCGAGAAAUUUGGUGGAGCUAUUCUCUGUCGAUUGUGGAGUCCGAUUCAAAAAUCUUACUGCGCUAGAUAUUUCAUCCCCUUUCAUCUUCUACCCGCAAACAAAAACCAUUGUCAGUUUAAUUCAGCGGUUUCCCCAUGUUGCAAGCUUAUCUAUCCCGAUCACAAAGGAACUUAUCAACGAAGCAAAUUUCAAAGCAGCGGCUAUGAGACUCGAUAAACUCGAAGCAUUGACAUUCAGUAUUCGAUGGCCGUCUUGGGUUUUAGACGCCCACACAGCCGAUCUCUCGGCGCUUUGGGGGAUAAUUAAUACCAAUUCGGUAUCUUUGCGUUCUUUAAGGAUAAAUCUUUACGAGUCUAGUCAGGUGGCAGACAGGCCCCGACGAGCGUCAGACCCAUGGCCACCGAAGGUAUGGCAUAACCGCGAUGCCUUUUUAAUGCGUUUAAUGCUUUCAAGACCCCCAAGCAGCUUGCCCCAGGGCUUUUUCCCAACAAGCCCGUUGGACUGGCCAAAUAAACUCAAUCUGAAGUUGUUACAGCUGCAAGAAUUUUCAUUCUGUGUCCGGACAGGGUUAGGAAAUAAGCUAAGCUUACUAAAUCUAGAAGCUCUAGAGGCCUUCAGCCUAUUAAUGUCUGGUUACGGUUGUCGUUUAGUCAAUGAGAUCGCUACGGAUCUUGUAAACUUGAGAUACCUGCAGCUUGAUGACCCCUUCGCACCCGCAACAUCGUUCGCAAGAUUGUUUCGACGAUUACCGAGACCUUUGGAGGCGUUAUAUCUCACAAUACCGAGACCCCAUCAAGAUCUGCCAUUCGAAUUAACUUGGCUUAGCGACCACCAGCAAAGCCUUAGGCACCUAGCCUUGGUUUAUGUUGUAGAAUCUACGGCGGUGACUCUCAAGGGCUUCAGUUGGAAUUACGUGUCCCCAGACAAUCCUUUGGUUCUUGCGAAACCAGACUUUACAGGUUUUAUUAGACUAGAGACUCUAGAAUUGUCAUUUGGUCGAAUACAUGACGGUUUGGUAAAUCUUGCCCUCCCUCCCACUCUCAAGUUCCUCGACAUUGAAGAUCACGAAUCCGAUAUCUCAACAAUCAGACAGCUAGAAGGAACUUAUCGUAGGCUAUUUAGGGGGUAUGUCCGGAAACAGUAUCUGAUGUCUGAUGGACUAUUAGAGCCUUCCUUGGAAGCAAUGGUAGUCCACGGAGAGUCAAAUAUAACAUUCCUCGCUAGGUCAAGAGAAGAAACUUUGAGGGGCACGAACGGGCACGGACGAGUGGCAACGAUGUCAAGAAAUGAUUUCAAACAAAAGUUCCCGGAUUUCAGUGAGAGGUACUAUCAGUUUGAUGCCGCAGACUAUCGUUGGAAAUGGAUUGAGCGAUUCGUUUAA
Messenger RNA from Orbilia oligospora ATCC 24927, 1395 nucleotides. RefSeq lists its product as uncharacterized. The transcript has 3 exons. The record is from RefSeq and is a predicted model, not a curated record. The coding region runs from base 1 to 1395 and encodes 464 amino acids. Lineage: Eukaryota; Fungi; Ascomycota; Orbiliomycetes; Orbiliales; Orbiliaceae.